This is a messenger RNA of Phalacrocorax carbo (great cormorant), 1781 nucleotides long. The record is from RefSeq and is a predicted model, not a curated record. Lineage: Eukaryota; Metazoa; Chordata; Aves; Suliformes; Phalacrocoracidae.
UGUCAGCAGACUAAGGUUAGAAAAUCAGAACUUGAAUUUUCACUGUAAUUUAAAUUUCCUCCCCCAGCCUCCUGGCAUGUCACAGGAAUAUAGUUAUUGCCCUACAGAAAUUAUCAUUUUCCUAGCCUGGCAUCCCGUUCCUGGCAGUGAUCUACAGCAGAUGCUCCAGCAGAAGACAAAAACAUUAGGAAGUAAAUGGCAAUGAAAUUCCACGCAGGAAUGUCCUCAUCCCCAUGAGAUGCUUCUUCCACAGCAGGCUCGACCGGUGGGAGGGGUAUGGAUGCUAUAUAGUCUGCUCUUCUGUCAACAUCUACAGCUGCACAGCAAGACACUGGGUAUAUUGUGAACCUGGAAACUUCGGCGUUUUUCUCCUUUUCUGCUGCCUACCUGCUGCCCCAUGAAGGCUGGAGCAGCCGCCCUCUCAGCCGGGGUCCUCGGCGGCACCGGCGUCUUGCUCUUUCUCAUCGCUUUCGGGACGGAUUACUGGCUUCUAGCUACGGAGACCUGCGGCGUCUUCGAGCGUGGGAAUAACACCCUGCGGAGCGGGGAGGCUGAAACGCUGACGGAGGUCAGGAAGGAGAUCCUCACUUUCCAUCACGAGGGCUUCUUCUGGCGGUGCUGGUUCUUUGGCGAGGGCCACCCGGAGACCAUCUGGACCUUCUGGUACACCAGCCAAGCGCACCCCAAGUUCUGCAUGCAUGGCUACCUCUUUCCCAUGCCCAUUGCUCUCGGACCUUUCCCUCACCCUUCCUACGACACGACGGCAGUGUACAGAGGCUUCUGGACGGCGUUCAUCAUGCUGGCCGUCGCUGCCGGGCUGGUGGGAGGGCUGCUGCUGGUGUGUGGUGUGCCCUUCGUCAGCCCCCGGGCCUACAAAGUCGGCGGUGGAUUCCUCCUCGCCUCGGGGGGAUUAUUUCUCCUGCUCAUAUUUCUCUUCGUGGUGUGGAAGGAGUUUGCGGCUGAUUUUCAGAAGUACAUCCUUCUGGAGAGGAGCGAGAAGUGCAUGGACGAUGUGCCCGUGCACGUGUAUUACGGGUGGUCGUUCAUGUUCGCCGCAGCGGGGGUGCCCCUGGUUUUACUUUCCGGACUCCUCUUCUACCUGGUCGGCAGAGACAUUAUGAAGUCCCUGGAGUAAGACAAAUUUGGAGAAAGCCUUGGAGAAAAUUGGUGAUGCUCUUUGUAACGAACCGUACACAAGUCUGAGGACUAGAUGGUUGUUGUAGCUAUAAUGGUCAGCAUAGGUGCAUGAUUACACUCACGCUUACAUGGAGGCAGGGGUGGAGCACUGAGCAUCCAACCACUGUCCGUCCAAAACCAGCCCCAGCUGAACGUCCAGUUUCAGCAUUUCUGCACUUUGGAGAAAUUUAGAUGUAUCUAUGGGUUUUGCAUCAGUUUUCUCUGCGGCCCAAGGAAGAGCCUGCGCUGUGAAAAGCAGCUCCCCCGGCCGUCAGCAGAGCCCCGCAUCCAUAUUCAGCAGAGCUGGACUUUUAUGGCGUUCCCAGCAUCCUUGUUUCUUGUAAAAGGUAAUCGAAUCUGGCUGCGACGGCAUACGGUAUAAUGUCUAUUUCUGUAAAGCAAUUAAGUAUGAUUUUUUUUUUAAGCUGGCUCUAAUUGACGUCAAAGGACCACCAUUUUAAUGGGAUGUCGGGAAACAUGAGAAACAUCUUUUUUUUUUUUUUUUUGUUAAAAGCCCUGAUUCUGAAGAUACAAAUGUACCUGGACCUAACCUAACUUUCAAUAAGUGAAUAAACCGAUUUCUGUGGCAUGAAACGUAACCUGAA